Daldinia vernicosa is the source of this 1465-nucleotide messenger RNA. RefSeq lists its product as uncharacterized. The coding region runs from base 497 to 1219 and encodes 240 amino acids. Lineage: Eukaryota; Fungi; Ascomycota; Sordariomycetes; Xylariales; Hypoxylaceae. The record is from RefSeq and is a predicted model, not a curated record. The transcript has a single exon.
CCAAUAUCUCGCAAAUUAUAUCACCCUAACACAGCAUAUAUAUCAUUAUCUCCAUUAGGUACCUAAAAGCCGUCCAGGCAGCCGUCAGGUAAUUGAAUAAGAUGAAUAAGAAUUCCCAGCCGAGGCUAAAAUGGCCGGGCUAGUUCCUAACAAUCUGACGCUAACAAUGUUUUCAAUCCCGGCACCCCUGAAUACUUAAUGCCAUCAGUGCUAUAUCCCGAUACAUCGUAGCGCGUACCGUCGAUAGCUGUAUUCAGGGGGCUCUUCUUGUAUCAUUCUGACUUAUAAAAAGGAAGCAUGUGCCCCCCUUCGCGAUGCGCCGAUCUUCUUGAUCUAUAUACACACGCGAGUCAAAAGACGACGAUCAAUAGAUACGCGAGUCAUUCGUUCAUUACUUCCGAUCCGCUCGUUUUAUAAGGUCGAUUAAGCUAUUCCCAACUAACAGCUCACACUCUUUUUUUGCUUUUGAGAAGACCGAUAAUUACAUAUAUACAAUAUGUAUACUAAUAACGCAAUCGUCCUCGCGGCCCUUGCCGCUUGCGCCUCCGCGCAAAUCCCGAACCUCAUGCCGCGCCAGACCUUCGGGAGCGCCGACCCGGAAGAGACCGAAUCCUCGCCGGAAUGUAUUUCUCGCGUCCAGUCGUGGUCCGGCGGGUUUCCCACCCCAGCCCCGGCUUUAGGAAGCGCGAUGGACAGCGUCACGGUAGACGGCGGUGGGGCUGAGUCGGGCUUGUCGGGCUUGUGCCAGUAUGGCACCGCUCUUGGCAAGAACCAAGGCUCUGCGUACACUUCCUACUGCCUCGACAUGUACUCGUAUCUGUCUUCGCAGUCCUCCAACCUCCUGGCUCUGGCCACUAGCUGCUCCGGCGAUAUGGGCGCGCCCCCGGAGGUUAUCACCAGCCAGCUUGACGAACUCCUCAGCGUAUACUCCCAGUUCUCAGCAGGCGGAUGCAAAGCGGUCUCCGCGACGACUACGGCGGACUCCUCUAGCGGAACAGCUGCUUCUUCCUCCGACAGCUCUGCUACCACCACAAAUGCUAGCGGUUCCGCGACGACUACCGCAUCCACUACUGGUAGCGCCGAAUUCUCAGCAGCAGCCGCGGCAAGCAGCUCGGCUGCAUCGGCGAUACCCUCUGGUAACGCCGGCCCGAGGGAGACCGGAAUGUUCGCUGCGGCUGCCCUAGCUGCCGGUUUCAUCGGUGCUGCUGUGGCCUUAUAAGGCUCUCAGUUACCCAUACUGUAGAAAUUAACAUGACAAAAAUUUAGCGUCUCGCCCCGUAGGAUUUUAUUUCUCUAGAUACCUAUGUUUUGCGUUUCCGGUUUAGCGCUUUUGGUUGCAGUUCACCCUCAUACCCCCUAUCUACUUCAUAUAUAAAGCGUAUAGUUCCUAGCUGCCAAGCCCGUUAGAGGUAUGAGCUCAAUAGGCUAUCGUAGAACCAAUAUAAUAGUAUAUCUGAAGCGUCUG